Messenger RNA from Camponotus floridanus (Florida carpenter ant), 3128 nucleotides. RefSeq names its product calcium/calmodulin-dependent protein kinase type II alpha chain (gene CaMKII). Gene Ontology annotation, biological process: protein phosphorylation. The coding region runs from base 171 to 1766 and encodes 531 amino acids. The record is from RefSeq and is a predicted model, not a curated record. Gene Ontology annotation, molecular function: calcium/calmodulin-dependent protein kinase activity; ATP binding; calmodulin binding. The transcript has 17 exons. NCBI's taxonomy places the organism in Eukaryota, Metazoa, Arthropoda, Insecta, Hymenoptera, Formicidae. Gene Ontology annotation, cellular component: cytoplasm; neuron projection.
CACCGCCGCCGCCGUCCCGGUGUCCAAGCAGCGCCGCGGCGGUUCCCCUCUAUUGAUCGAAUUUGACCUGCGAAGUUUCCCCUAGCGCGUGUGUGCAGUAUAGUGGCAGUCUCUUGCGUUUACGUUUUUGAGUCCGGUGAUACGGUUAAAUAAUCGCGAAUAGCCUCGGUAUGGCCGUGCCAGCGGCUUGUACGCGAUUUAGUGACAACUACGAUUUGAAGGAGGAACUUGGCAAAGGAGCCUUUUCCGUGGUUCGACGAUGCGUGCAAAAGAGCACCGGUCAAGAAUUUGCUGCAAAAAUCAUAAACACUAAAAAGCUCUCGAACAGAGAUUUUCAAAAACUUGAGCGUGAGGCGCGAAUAUGUAGAAAACUGCAACAUCCAAAUAUUGUGAGAUUGCACGAUAGUAUACAAGAAGAGAAUUUCCAUUAUCUUGUCUUUGAUCUAGUCACCGGCGGGGAACUAUUCGAGGACAUUGUCGCCCGAGAAUUCUACAGCGAGGCCGAUGCUUCGCACUGUAUUCAACAAAUCUUGGAAAGCGUUCACCACUGCCAUUAUCACGGAGUCGUGCACCGAGAUCUAAAACCCGAAAAUUUACUUCUCGCGAGCAAGGCGAAAGGGGCGGCUGUGAAAUUAGCAGAUUUCGGUCUGGCGAUUGAGGUGCAGGGUGAAGCACAAGCAUGGUAUGGUUUUGCUGGAACACCUGGUUACCUCAGUCCGGAAGUGCUAAAGAAGGAACCAUAUGGGAAAGCAGUCGAUAUAUGGGCGUGCGGUGUUAUUCUGUACAUUCUUCUUGUUGGUUACCCGCCAUUCUGGGACGAAGACCAGCAUCGACUCUAUGGGCAGAUCAAGGCCGGAUCCUACGAUUAUCCGAGUCCAGAAUGGGACACCGUCACGCCAGAAGCAAAAAAUCUCAUCAAUCAGAUGCUGACAGUAAAUCCAGGAAAAAGGAUUACUGCCAGUGAAGCAUUGAAGCAUCCAUGGAUUUGCCAACGUGAGCGUGUUGCAUCUGUAGUACACAGACAAGAGACCGUGGACUGCUUGAAGAAAUUCAAUGCAAGGCGCAAGUUAAAGGGCGCUAUAUUGACGACCAUGCUGGCAACGCGAAAUUUUUCCAGUAAGUAUGAUGCACAGGGUCGAAGCAUCAUCACGAAGAAAGGCGAUGGUUCUCAAGUAAAGGAAUCUACUGAUAGCAGUACAACGAUUGAAGACGAUGACGUUAAAGAGGAUAAGAAGGGCGGCGUCGACCGGAGCAGCACGGUCAUUGCCAAAGAACCCGAAGACAUAAGAAUCGUGUGUCCUAUCAAGACUUGCAGCCAGCUCUCAACGAACUCCCAGUGCUCAGCGCGCCGACAGGAAAUCAUCAAGAUGACUGAACAGUUAAUUGAGAGCAUCAACACCGGGGAUUUCGAAGCGUACACGAAAAUCUGUGAUCCACACCUGACUGCAUUCGAACCAGAAGCUCUAGGUAAUUUAGUCGAGGGAAUGGAUUUCCACAAAUUUUAUUUUGAUAAUGCAGUUCUGGGGAAAAACUGUAAAGCUGUCAACACGACCAUCUUGAAUCCUCAUGUCCAUCUACUGGGCGAAGAUGCCGCUUGUAUCGCAUAUGUCAGGCUGACGCAAUACAUGGAUAAACAAGGUGUAGCACAUACUCAGCAAAGCGAAGAAAGUCGUGUAUGGCACAAGAGAGACAGCAAGUGGCAGAAUGUGCAUUUUCACCGAAGCGCAGUGACGGGUCCAUCGCCGUUUUCCUUCAACCACAAAUAAAUCGGCUAAGAGAACUAUCCCUGCUGCCGCUCUCGGUGGACGCUUUUUGUCACCAUAGAAAGCGAAAUUAAACGUUAGGAAUACGGAGCACACACAUAUUCGAGCGUUCUCAUACACACAUAUAAACACGCGCGCGCGCGCGCGCACGCAUAUAGAUACACACGUGCAUACGUAUACACAAAGAGAGACGUGUAUAUGGAAGAGAGUUACAUAACAAACAACGAUGUAACAUCUGAGGAAAGGAAAUAAUAUGCAUAUAAGAACAUACAUAUACACACAUAUUUAAAGGUAGUACUAAGCGCGACGAAAACCGAAGCCGCAAUAUAUGUCGUAACUGCCGACAUGUAUUACUCGCUCCAGUACCUGCUCAGCGUACUUAUUAUCUACUUACCUACAUUUAUGCGUGCACUGCGCUACGUGUGCCUCAAAGCCUUGAGAAAAACUACACGCAAAAGUGAGAUCAUUAAAAAAAAAAAAACGCGAAAAAGAGCGGAAUCGAUCGAUUAUCUAAUGAGAUCAUAAGGUAAAUAGACAUGCUUUUCGGCUGUUGGUUAACAGAACUCGCGGCAGAUAGAGAAAAAGAGAGAGAGAAAAAGAGAAAGAGAGAGAGAGAGAAGAAAGAAAAAAAAAAAUUUCGUUGUACAUGUGCGUAUAUCCGAUCGUUUAUAUCGCGACACCUUAUUAUCUGUUUUUUUUUUGUAACAACGAAUUUUUCUUUAAUUCUCGAAGAUUGUUUUAUGGAGAUUGAACAAAAUUCGAUGGUCAUUGAACAUACAUCGAUGAUAAGUAUUGAAAAAGCAAAUAGAUUUUAAAUGAGGUGUGAAAACGCCACUGAUGUAGAGGUAAUGAAAGAACGAAUACAAUCAAGCAUUUGCAUCGAUAAUGCACAUCAAAUGACGACGUCGUACAUCGAAUCGACAGAGACCGACUAUACAUAGCUAACAAAACGGAAUGCAUAUAAGAAUGAAAACACGAAAUGAAAGUCACGAAAUUAUACAUUGACGUAGAAAAAUGUAAUAUUAAGUCGUGACACUAUUUUAAUAAGCAAAAUUAAAACGAAAAAAAAUCAUCGAACACGUUUAUAUAUUCCGUGGUCAAGUCAUAAGGGAAAUAUUUUCGGAAAGACUAUCCAGAAGAAAAUGAAAUAUCAUACAGUAUUUAUUGCUGUAAUAGGAAAGUUAUAGAAAUAAAUUGUAAACGAAGGGCAUAGCAAGAGAAAAUAGGAAAUAACAAAGAGAGGAUUAAUUUGGAUCGAUAUUGAUAUUGAUGAAUUUAACGACAGCCAUGACAGAAUGAGAAAAGGAUAGGAAAAUAGAGAAAAGGCAUCGAUGUGUCGAUGCAAAAGAGAAAAUGAAAAAGGAA